AUGGAGGAAAAUGACGUCACAGGCUACCUGACGUCACCAGCUUCAAGAUCAGGAAAUGACACGGAUGGUAACUGCCUCCAUGAAAGGCUCAUCGGUUGGAAAAGACCCGGUGCAAUCACAGCAGAAAGUGUUGAUUUUUUGAUCCGGACUCGCCAUUCUUACCGGUUUUGCGGGGCGUAA
This is a messenger RNA of Paracoccidioides brasiliensis Pb18, 180 nucleotides long. RefSeq lists its product as uncharacterized. The transcript is spliced from 2 exons. Bases 1 to 180 code for a protein of 59 amino acids. The record is from RefSeq and is a predicted model, not a curated record.